Empidonax traillii (willow flycatcher) is the source of this 1791-nucleotide messenger RNA. It is a transcript of the gene NMT1, whose product is annotated as N-myristoyltransferase 1. Gene Ontology annotation, molecular function: glycylpeptide N-tetradecanoyltransferase activity. NCBI's taxonomy places the organism in Eukaryota, Metazoa, Chordata, Aves, Passeriformes, Tyrannidae. Gene Ontology annotation, biological process: N-terminal peptidyl-glycine N-myristoylation. The transcript is spliced from 12 exons. The record is from RefSeq and is a predicted model, not a curated record. Gene Ontology annotation, cellular component: cytoplasm. The coding region runs from base 30 to 1523 and encodes 497 amino acids.
CGCGGCCGGCGCCCAGGCCCCGUUUCAAGAUGGCGGACGACAGUGAGACAGCAGUGAGGCGGCCGCCGGCGCGGCUCCCGCGACCGGCGGCGGGGGAGAACGACCACGAGCACUGCAGCGACUGCGAGAACGAGGCGGAGCGCGGCUCCAACCGCGGGGGCCUGAGUCCAGCAAAUGACAGUGGAGCCAAAAAGAAGAAAAAGAAACCCAAACAGAAGAGAGAGAAAGGAGGAGGAGACCAGCCUGACCAGGCUCAGGACCAGCCAGUGAAGGUGAACUCUUUACCCGCUGAGAGGAUCCAGGAGAUUCAAAAAGCCAUCGAGCUCUUCUCUGUAGGUCAGGGCCCUGCCAAAACCAUGGAGGAGGCCAGCAAGAGGAGCUACCAGUUCUGGGACACGCAGCCAGUGCCCAAGCUCGGAGAGGUGGUGAACACUCACGGCCCAGUGGAGCCGGACAAGGACAAUAUCCGUCAGGAACCCUACACCCUGCCCCAGGGCUUCACCUGGGAUGCCCUGGACCUCGGGGACAGAGGUGUGCUGAAGGAGCUCUACACGCUGCUCAACGAGAACUACGUGGAGGACGAUGACAACAUGUUCCGCUUCGAUUACUCCCCCGAGUUCCUGCUGUGGGCUCUGCGUCCUCCGGGCUGGCUGCCCCAGUGGCACUGUGGGGUCCGAGUUGUCUCCAGCAAGAAGCUGGUUGGAUUUAUCAGCGCCAUUCCAGCCACAAUCCACAUCUAUGACACAGAGAAGAAGAUGGUGGAGAUAAACUUCCUGUGCGUCCACAAAAAGCUGCGCUCCAAACGGGUGGCUCCGGUGCUGAUCCGCGAGAUCACGCGGCGGGUGCAUCUGGAGGGGAUCUUCCAGGCUGUUUACACUGCGGGAGUGGUGCUGCCAAAGCCUGUGGGGACUUGCAGGUACUGGCACCGGUCCCUGAACCCUCGGAAACUCAUCGAGGUCAAAUUCUCCCACCUGAGCAGGAACAUGACUAUGCAACGUACCACGAAGCUUUACCGGCUGCCCGAGACUCCCAAGACGCCCGGCCUGCGGCCCAUGGAGCACAGGGACAUCUCUGCCGUGCACAAGCUCUUGACCGAAUACCUGAAGCAGUUCCACCUGACGCCCGUGAUGAGCCGAGAGGAGGUGGAGCACUGGUUCUUACCUCAGGAGAACAUCAUCGACACCUUUGUGGUAGAGAGCACCCCGGGGGAGGUGACAGACUUCCUGAGCUUCUACACUCUGCCCUCCACCAUCAUGAACCACCCGACUCACAAGAGCCUGAAAGCUGCUUAUUCCUUCUACAACGUUCACACCAAGACGCCUCUCAUCGACCUCAUGAGUGACGCCCUCAUCCUCGCCAAGUCGAAAGGAUUCGACGUCUUCAAUGCACUGGAUCUCAUGGAAAACAAAACCUUCCUGGAGAAGCUGAAGUUUGGGAUCGGGGACGGGAACCUGCAGUAUUACCUGUACAAUUGGAAGUGUCCCAGCAUGGCCCCAGAGAAGGUCGGACUGGUGCUGCAGUAGUGAGCCCUUGCCAGGAGAGCGUGGAGGAGCCGGGCCUGGUGGAGGUGCUGCCCCUCAUCCUUUCUGCCAAAGCUGGACCCAUGCCGGGCCAGGGGGAACCGGAGCAGCCGCCCACGGCUCCCGCCACCGCCGCCGCCUCCUUGUCUGGUUUAAUUUGCAUCCUCUAAAGACACGAUCAAGGGAAUGUAACUGCUGAAACUAGAUCAUGAUUGGCAUAGAAUGGAGCUAACGGGUGAAUAAUAAAAGUAUAUAUUAUAUAUAUUUUAAA